This is a messenger RNA of Meloidogyne enterolobii, 861 nucleotides long. Lineage: Eukaryota; Metazoa; Nematoda; Chromadorea; Rhabditida; Meloidogynidae. The record is from the annotation of a GenBank genome assembly.
AUGGGGGAAGUGUUUGAAUUGUCAACAAAUAGUUCUGACCCUCCUUUGGAAUUGAGAAUUGAUCAGAAAAUAUUUGCUAUUAAAUUGGAAAUGCGUUACAUAAAUGAAAAUUAUUGCGAGAUGCCUUUGUUAAAAGAUGGAGAUUUGGAAGUUUGUGCUACUAAAUAUGAUCCGGAGCCUUUUGCUUGGGUUCAUCGUGCUUUGUUAGCAUUGUACACGCCAAAAUUGGUUUUGUCUGAUGAUGGAACAGUGCUCAAUAAUCGAAUUGUUUUGAAAGAUCAUGAUAUCACCAAGGAACAGUUUUACGAGCUUUUGUAUCAAAUCUAUCGAACAGGACGUCCAAUCUCUUCAAAUUUGGAAAAUCUUUCAAUUGCCGCCACAAAAUUGGAUUGUGAAUUAAUUCUUUGGAAAUUGUGUCGAUUUAUGGCUGGCAAUUCUGAUGAAUUAAAUUUUAUUGAAAAAGUUAGGAAGUCUGCAAAGUUGGGGUUAAACGAGGCAAUUAAACAAAUUAGCUAUAAUGUUGUGAAAACAGGCGAAUGGGAAAUGUUACAAAAUGGAGGUUUUGAUGCUCGUGAAUGUUUUGGGCAAAAAAUUUAUUGUAAUUAUGUUUUGCCUGCAAUUGUUGAGGCAAUCAACGAUAAAAAUAAUGUUAACAAUUCUUUUCUUCGUGCCUGUUUAUACGAACAAAAACAUAAAUGUCCAGUGCCUGGUUUUGAUAGUCCAUACGAAGCAAGUAAUCCAUUCAACGCUAGUAUCGAAUUGGAUAAUAAAAAAUUCAUUUAUGUGAAUAUUGGAAUUCUACAAGCAAAUGAAUGUUUGGAAAAAUUUGCGGGAUUUGAUGGAUCUGGUAAAUUUUCUUGA